Hydractinia symbiolongicarpus is the source of this 5750-nucleotide messenger RNA. Its product is annotated as cyclin-D-binding Myb-like transcription factor 1. NCBI's taxonomy places the organism in Eukaryota, Metazoa, Cnidaria, Hydrozoa, Anthoathecata, Hydractiniidae. The transcript has a single exon. Gene Ontology annotation, cellular component: nucleus. The record is from RefSeq and is a predicted model, not a curated record. Bases 3988 to 5604 code for a protein of 538 amino acids. Gene Ontology annotation, molecular function: DNA-binding transcription factor activity, RNA polymerase II-specific; RNA polymerase II cis-regulatory region sequence-specific DNA binding. Gene Ontology annotation, biological process: regulation of transcription by RNA polymerase II.
AGAGGGUUUUGGCAAGAAUUUCCAAAAUCUAAGAGAACUAAAGAAUUGGUCUGUCUUGUGUGUUUUAAAUACAUUUGUGUAAGGUUGUGUAAAUAUCAAGAUUAGAGGUUUACAAAUUUUACUUUCAUUUUUAAGGGCAGGCAGGAGUGUUCAGACUCUAUAAAGCGCAACAAACAGAAGAGUGUUAUUCUUUAUUAGGAAGUAACUUCUCAAUCAGCUAGUUUUUUAACUGCCUUAUCUAGCUAGAAAUAACUUUCUGAUCAAGUUAAAAAUGGCAAAACUUUUUUGGGGCAAAGCAGCUUGCUUUUAAAAUAAAGAAAUCGGAUGCAAACUAACUUAUUAUAAUUUCAUUAAGAGAGCAGAAAGUGGCAGGAUUUAGAUUAGAGAAUUUCAAGAAACAGAGUUUGGACAGACCCUUAGUCUCUGUCCAGAACCUUUCCAUUGCCAUUCAUUUUUUAGUAAUGUUCUGCCCAAUCUUGGAACGUGCCCCGUCUUAAGACUGGCCAGGCCAAUCUUCCGACAGUGACAAAUGGGUGGCCAGUCUUAAGACUGGACUGUCCAAUCUAUGGACGUACAUGCCCAAUCUUAGAACAAUUGUGGAAGACAAACAGAACAAUAAAUUUUUUAGAAUUUACCUCUUAAUAGGAACUUUAAAUUGAAACUUUUCUUGGAAAAUCAAAAGGCCGAAAAUUUAUAUAUACCAUGUAUUUUAUGUAUAAAAAAUUGAAACUACUCAACCAUAUUAGCAUAGUCUAAUAAGGUUUUUCUUCUAUAGACUAUGAUAUUAGCUAGCUGGCUACAGCUCGCUAGCUAGUUAAACAUCUCAUCCAAUGAAAUUAACAGCUAGCUAACUAAUAAUAUGGUUGAAUACGAUUUUUCUGAUUCUUCAUAAAUAUAAACAUUUUAUUUUCAACAUGUUCAAUGUGUUUUAAUGUGCCUGAGAAUGUUUGUUGGGACUUGCAAAAAACAGAGCUCAUGUGGUACAUCCCUUCUCUAAAAUCUAAAAGGCGCCAAGGAUGGGUCUAACAUGGUCUUUUGCCCAAUCUUGUGACGCCCUGCCCAGUCUUAAGACUGGCCGGCCAGUCUUAAGACUGGGCAAUUUUAUGUCCAAAGAUUGGGCAGCGUCCUAAGAUUGGGCAGAACAGUAAUAUUUGUUGUUUGUUAUGUUGGCCUGUUGUCUUUCUUCACUUUUUGAGAGAAGAUUAUUUCACAUGUAUUUCUGGAUAUAUAUAGUUUGAAAAUUUAAAAAAAGAUUUUAGAAAAACAAAUUUUUUAAAAAAUGCAUCUUCUACAGAUGGUAUUAUUCUUUUUGUUACAUAAUUUAAUUCGCUUGCCGUUUUUUCAUUAUUUUUACAAUGUUAUGAUGGCCCUAUGGCGCACUGCUUUUCCAUUUUCCUCUUCUAUGACUCAAACAGCGCAUUCUUACUCUUUUAUUUUGUGUUUUGACACUUCUUUUCUGCAAUUAACACUUUUCUGCAUGUGGCCUAAAACUCUUCACAACUAAAUUUAAAAUUCUGACUUGCAAUUUUACGGCCAUUGUUUGUAUCUUUUUUUUUUACUUUCAGUGAAAAGUACACUUGCGUAACACGUGCUUAAUUUACCAAUAGCUUUAUACUGUUGCAUGUUCUGGUGCAUAUGCAUGAAUAAAAAAUAUCAUUAAUCAAUUCAGCUCAGCAGCAGAGUUGUUAAUUUAACAAAAAUAAUGAAUGGCAAAAUGUCUACCACAGUUUACAAAAUCAUAAAGGGACACUACGUCCACCCAGGAAAUUAUAAAGGAUAGUGAAUAUAUAUUUUUAUAAAGUUUAUGGUCCACUCAUAUACACAUAAAAUUUUGGGGAGUUAUUGAUUGCUAAGAACACAUGAUCUUGUUUCAUGACCAGGAGCGGGUAUGUCAUUUUUAAAGAUGUAAGUUAAAAAAAUCCAGCUUAAUCAAUAUUACGGACGGAGAAUUGGGUCCGGAAAUUUUUUGAGUUCAUAAAAGAGAAUGUUUCACACAUUAGGAAAGAAAUGUUUUUAACAGUUAUUGAAGGAGACAGAGAAGUGUUUUCACUAAAGAAAUGAAAUCUUUUUAUUAAGAAGAGAAGUGGUAUAUAGUUUGUAGUAUGUUAAAAAAAUAGAUUAGGGCAAGAAUAGACUUAAGAGCCUUUUUUCACCAAAUGUUUCUCCAAAUGAUUUUAUGUUUUUGUGUCAUGUUUAUUUCUUGAUUAAACUUAUGUGAAAGGGUAACAUAAAAAUAAAAUAAAAUUGCAUACUAUUUAUGUACACUAAUAAUGAAGAAGAAAAAUUUAAAAAACAAUAUUUUCCAUGAGAAACAGAAUAAAUUUUUGUAAAAUUAAAAAAAACAAUGAUUUUGUUAGAACGUUAUGCUCAUAUCCUGCAUGGUUUCAAAUGUGCAGGAAAUAACUUUUCUGGGGUAUUUUUAUAGCUUAACAGUGCAAUACUAUUUUUUAAGGUACCAUUGUAUUCACCGUAUUUUCCUGUAUAUAACCCACGGCUUAUAUGUUGAUUUUUACAACUUCCACUGUUGGUGCGGGUUAUAAUGUUGUGCGGGUUAUAUAUAUGAUAAGUUUUAUUUUUUCUCUCAUUUAUUGUGAAAUUUAAAAGUCUUUUGUGCGUUGUUUUUUCUUUAUUUGUUGUACCUUAUAAAAUUGUGCAGAAUGAAACAAAACAGACAUUGCGUAACUCGGACAGUAUAUGUGGUGGUCUGGGAAGAAAGUAGGGUAGAAAGUAAGGUAAGAUUAAUAUAACUGCAUGCGCGAUCCAAUACAUAGUAACCUUACUUCACCUAUGUGAUUUAAUUUUUUUCAUACAGUGAUGUGCUUCUAUUGCGAGCUCUUUCCAAAACAUGAAGCCAGAGAUCAUUUUUUAUUUUGUGUUGAAUAAAAUUAUAUAAACAUUAAAAAGAAUGUUCCAUACAUUGCUGUUACAGACAAUCCGUGAUAAUUAUUAUGUUGUUUAUUAUUAUUUUGGCAAUCAGAGACAAGGAAGCUAAGACCAAGAGAGUUGCAAGUUCGGACACUCGGUUCUCGUGUUUGGGGUUUUACAAGUUUAAACGUCCCCCACUUGUCUCCAGAUUGUAAAAAAGUGACACAGAACUAAAAAAAACGAAAAAGCUUUUUAAAAGUUUAAGAGCGAAGAACGGUGAUGGAAAGGUUUUUUAGAUCACAUUUUAAGAACUUAAGAACGAAGAAGGGCGAUAGAAAAGUUCUUUUAGAACGCAUUUUAAAAGUUUAAGAGUGAAAAACGGUGAUAGAAAUGCUUUUUUAGAUUGCCUUUUUUAAAAUUUAGGAAAGAAAAGCGGCAAUAAAAAUGCUUUUUUAGAUAGCGUUUAAAAAAGUUAAGAACAAAAAAAAACGCAAUAGAAAUGCUGUCUUAGAUUGCAUUUUAAAAGUUUAAGAACGAAAAGCGGCAAUAAAAGUUUUAUAUCGUUUUUUAAAAACUUAAGAACGAAGAACGGUGAUAGAAAAAUAAAAAAUUGAUCUAAGGUGUUCCCAGGCCACAUCUCGAUGGUGGUUUACUUUGUUACAAAGUGCCGAAAUUUUUGCAAACCGACUUUAAUUUUCCAAUUCGAAUCCUGAUGUUUAUAAAAUGAUUCAGAGUAAAACCACGCUGAUUUUUUUUCUUAACAGGAUGCGGGUUAUACAAAAGUGCGGGUAAGUAAAACUCACUGAUUGAAAUUUUAUGCGGUUGUACGAAGGCUCAGACUAUCUGAUAACAUCUGGUUUGUAACUCCCUAAAAAAGCUGAGCUGCAGGUUAUACGAUGGCGGGUUAUAUAUAUACCGGAAAAUAUGGUAGUUUCUGCAGUGCCAGUCAUGCAGUGUCAGUCAUCUCUUCUGAGAUAUAACCUAUCACUAAUUUGACGACACUUUAUAUUUCUUAUAUCAACCCUGUGAUCACAUUUUUUUAUUUCACUUUCUGACUUGUGUCAAACUUUAGAGGGGGUAAAAGCAUAUUAAAAUACUAAAUACUUUGAUUUUAGUUACUAUAUGUCCAACAAUGGAUUUAGUCCCUUACAUCUUAUACAUUCUGGUUAUGGAGAAAAAUACCUCAAUGCUCUGAAAGCUUUAAAAAAGCAAGGAAUUGAGCCUACAAGGGGCGAGUGGAAACCAGAUGAAUUGGAGCAGUUAGAUAAAAAUUUCUCAACAUUUGUUAAAGAAUAUAAAAUAAAGGAUUACGUUCGUUUGCUUACUCCAUUGGAUAAGAAUGAUGUCAAGUUCCGAAAAGAAACAAACUUUAAUUUACGUAUGUGUCAAGGUAUAAUGCGAACAAGACAUCAGGUUAGCAUUAAGGUGGUUCGAAAAUAUCUUCCUGUAAAGAAAGGGAGGUUAUCGGCUGCUGAGAAAAGAGAGCUAUUUCGUUUGUACAAUAUGUAUGGUAGGAAAUGGACGUUAAUUGGACGAUUGUUACAGCGACAACCCUUUCAUGUUGUAACAUCAUUUACUCAUAUUAGUCAGACAAAAAAUCAUGGGAGUUGGGGGAAAAGAGAAGAAUCAAAAUUAAGACAAGCAGUUAAUAGUUUUAUUUCUUCUGGGAAAGCAAUAUCUUGGAACGCUGUAUCCACUGCAGUUGGAACAAGAUCGUCAAAAACUUGCCUUGUUAAAUGGCUUAAUUAUACAAGAGACCAAUUAAACUGGAAUGAUCUUCAAGCAUAUAAAUUGAUAAAAUUGAUUCGUAAAAAGCAAUAUGGCAGUGAAAGUUCUAUUAAUUGGAAAAAGAUUGCCAAGUGGCUCUACAAUAAUAAAGGGUUUUCACUAAUGCUGCGAUAUAGGUUUCAAAAAAUGAAAAAAAAUGUUUCAAAGAUUGCUGAAUUUGAAGAAGUUGUGAAGGAUCUAUAUGUUUUGUAUAAAGAAAGAAAGCAUGAUUUUGUAUUACGAAACAUGGACAGUAAAGAAGUUAUAAACUCUUCAAAAUCUAAAAGAUGUAACAAAUAUGAAUCUAUGAAAAAUCACUCAAAAAUAGAUAUUUGCCAUCCAGAAUGGCAGGUUCUAACAUCAUAUGAAUUAAUAAAACUUAUUAAUGAAAGUUGUGUUAACGAUGAAUAUUUGAUUGAUUGGGUGGAGUUAUCAAAACAUUUCUUGAAUGUGUCACCAAACUGGCUAAAGUGGAAAUUUGGUGUAUUAAAAAAGGAGCUUCCCCUUUCAUAUUCUUCUGAAUUUACUGAUAUUAUUGAAGAAUUGUUAAAGUUAUAUGACGAUAGAGUUAAUGGCCAUAGUGACGAUGACGAUGAACUUUCGAUGAGUUACGUUAUUUCUUCUGAUGACGAUGAAGUUGUGGAAAUUAAAAAAAACAAAAAUAACAUAGAUGUCACUAUUGUUGAUUCAGAUGAUGAUUGGGAUGAGAUUUUGAGUGACACAGAAAUUAUUUCAAUCAUGUCUGAUGAUGACUAUAUGUCCAUUUCGAUGCAGGAUGAUGAUAUUGUCAUGUUGCCUGAAUACAAUAAAAAGAAAGAAAUACCAGUUUUGGAUAAAGAUACCAUCUGUGUUGAGUCAGAUAAGGAGGACAGUGUCACCUUAAACAAUAAAUCAAAACAAAAGAGAAAACGAAAAAGAAAGCAAAAUAAAAAGGUCAAGUCAAAAAAGACAAAAAUAAUAUGUAUUGACUAAUUUAGUUCAAUAAUAUUGUUCACACAUUACCCUUUUUUACAUUUUGCAAUUGUCUUCACCAUUUGUCAUGAUCAAGUUUUUUCAUAUUAAUACUACUUUAAUGACAAAAGUGCAUGAUUGAUCAGAAUAUUUGGUUAUAAGUACAC